AUGGCGCACGCCGCCGAGCUCGCGUUCCUGGCCGCCGUCCUGCUGCUGGUGGCGCCGCCGCGCGCCGGGGCCCGGCACCACCACCACCACGAGCCCCAUGGAGGCGGUGGCGGCGGCGGCACGCGCGCGGUGAUGACGGUGAACGGGUUUGAGAAGGGCCAGGAGGGGGGCGGCCCGGCGGCGUGCGACGGGCGGUACCACAGCAACGGCGACCUGAUCGCGGCGCUGUCCACGGGGUGGUUCGCCGGCGGGCGGCGGUGCCACAGGCCGAUCCGCAUCACGAGCGCGCGGACGGGGCGGUCCGUGGUGGCGAAGGUGGUGGACGAGUGCGACUCCCGGCACGGCUGCAGGAACAACGUCGUCGACACGUCCAGGGCCGUCUGGGACGCGCUCGGGCUCGACACCGACGCCGGCGUCGUCCCCGUCACCUGGUCCGACGCCUGA
Molecule: messenger RNA, 444 nt
Organism: Panicum virgatum (switchgrass)
Lineage: Eukaryota; Viridiplantae; Streptophyta; Magnoliopsida; Poales; Poaceae
Product: putative ripening-related protein 6
Exons: 1
Coding region: 1-444 (147 amino acids)
Source: RefSeq, a predicted model, not a curated record